AUGCCUACCAGCCAACGAACGUCUGAAUUUGCCGGCUUUGACACACCAGCGGCGUCUGUGCCCAUGCUCGCUAUGCGAGCCGUUACGUCUUUUCAGACCGAAAGAUCAACCAGGAACCACCUCAAGAAGCAUGUCGUAUAUGAUAAUAUGAAUAAGGCUGUGCCUCACGAACUCGAGCUCUUCAAUCCACACUCAAUCUCAACUACUAGUACACUUUGUGUUUUAACUAUCCGAAACAAUGUCACCACGACCCUUCAUCAGAAUUUGACCUUCCAGUUUAACGACCUCGGCAAGGGGGUCACGAUCACGCUCGCCUGGAUGCCCAACCUGGACGGCCUCUGUGAGGACUUCUUUCCGAUAGUUUGGAAGGUCAGCAAAUUCAGGAAGUCGGGUGUCCAUACUGGACUACCGCAACAUACACGACCCAGUAAGAUGAUCGACAAGAUCAAUACUCUUGAAAGUCGCUUAUACUCCAGAGCCCAGGUUGAGAGUGGGAAGGUCAUCAGCGCUGCGACCUCCGUCAAUAUCAAUAAUAGCGAGAAAACAAUCUCGACAGAAGCCAACGAUGUCUAUCAUUUCUCUUAUAUAGUCAGGCUGCCAGAGCUGUAG
Molecule: messenger RNA, 609 nt
Organism: Suillus fuscotomentosus
Lineage: Eukaryota; Fungi; Basidiomycota; Agaricomycetes; Boletales; Suillaceae
Exons: 9
Coding region: 1-609 (202 amino acids)
Source: RefSeq, a predicted model, not a curated record